This is a messenger RNA of Phasianus colchicus (ring-necked pheasant), 3379 nucleotides long. The record is from RefSeq and is a predicted model, not a curated record. NCBI's taxonomy places the organism in Eukaryota, Metazoa, Chordata, Aves, Galliformes, Phasianidae.
CGUGCCCGGGGCCUGCCCGCCCUCCCGCGGCCUAGGCUCGCUGCCGGGCGGGAGGACGAGUCGGGGGGUCGCCCGGCUCCUGGGCGCGAGGCCUCGGCAGCUUUGUUGGGAGCGGUCUCUCCCUCUGGGUGACGGCCUCGGGAGCAGUGCUGCUCAGACUCCCGAGGGUGGGCUGUGAGCGGCGGCACGGCUGGGCGAGUGGGUAAAGGCACGGCUGUAGGCUGUGCGCUGCCUCGUCUGUGUCUGCUGGGCAGGGCGGCAUCCGACACACAAAGGUAGCGGGGAUGGCUGCGGGAGUAACGUCGGGAUUAGUGGAGAGUUAGCAUCGGCAAGGAUGAAAUAAAAGCACCAACGCUUUUUUUUUUUUUUUUUUUUUUAAACUCCCCGUGGAGUCCGUCUGAUGUGCUAAGACCUUCCUCAAUUUAACUUUUUUAACUGAAAAAACUUUGAAGUGAGGUGAUGACCGCCGGGUCUUACUUUGGCAUAUGGAAGAAGCCAUCCACUCAAGAGUCAAACCAGUUCAGCUGAAAGGGGAGCAUCACUCCAAUAUCUUCUGCCUAGCUUUCAACAGUGGCAAUACAAAAGUGUUCUCUGGAGGCAAUGAUGAGCAAGUUAUACUCCAUGAUGUUGAAAGCACCGAGACCUUGGAUGUGUUUGCCCAUGAAGAUGCGGUGUACGGCCUUUCAGUGAGCCCAGUUAAUGAUAACAUCUUUGCCAGUUCAUCAGAUGAUGGCCGUGUUCUUAUCUGGGAUAUCCGAGAGUCUUCUCAUGGAGAGCCCUUCUGCUUGGCACACUACCCAUCAGCCUUUCACAGCGUGAUGUUUAAUCCAGUAGAACCCAGAUUACUGGCUACUGCCAACUCUAAGGAAGGUGUGGGUCUCUGGGAUAUUCGUAGGCCUCAGAGUUCAUUGCUGCGCUAUGGUGGAAACCUCUCUCUUCAGAGUGCCAUGAGUGUCCGGUUCAACAGCAAUGGAACUCAACUGCUGGCACUGCGCCGGCGCCUGCCCCCUGUCCUCUAUGACAUCCACUGCCGACUGCCUGUCUUCCAGUUUGAUAACCAGGGGUACUUUAACUCAUGUACCAUGAAGAGCUGCUGCUUUGCAGGUGAUCGUGAUCAGUACAUUCUUUCGGGUUCUGAUGACUUCAAUUUGUACAUGUGGAGGAUUCCUCCGGAUCCAGAAGCAGGUGGCAUUGGCAGGGUUGUCAAUGGUGCCUUUAUGGUAUUGAAAGGUCAUCGGUCAAUUGUAAACCAAGUCCGGUUUAAUCCUCACACUUACAUGAUCUGUUCUUCUGGUGUUGAAAAGAUUAUAAAGAUCUGGAGUCCGUAUAAACAGCCUGACUGCACAGGGGAUCUAGAUGGUAGAAUUGAGGAUGAUUCGCGUUGCCUCUACACUCACGAAGAGUACAUCAGUCUUGUGUUGAACAGCGGUAGUGGUUUGUCACAUGAUUAUGCCAACCAGUCAGUGCAGGAGGACCCACGGAUGAUGGCCUUUUUUGACUCCUUGGUACGCCGAGAGAUUGAGGGCUGGAGUUCUGACUCUGACAGCGACCUCAGUGAGAGCACCAUCCUGCAGCUCCACGCGGGAGUAAGUGAACGCUCCGCUUACAGCGAGUCAGAGUCCUCCGCCUCUUUGCACCACUCCCCACCACACGUGGCUGAAGAGUCUGCUGAAACUGCCUACAACUUAAGGGCCUUAAGAUCAGCUGAGUCCCCCUCGGGCAGAGAAGACAUGGCUUCCCGUCAGCAGAGGCUCUCAGCACUGAGAAAGUAUCAGGAUAAGCGUCUGCUGGCCCUCUCCAAUGAGUCUGACUCUGAUGACAAUACCCAUGAGGCAGAAUUGGACACGGACCUUUUCCCACGGCCACGAUCCCCAAGUCCUGAGGAGAACGAGUCUAGCAGUUCCAGCAGCAGCAGCAGUACAGAAGAUGAAGAGGAACUGAAUGAACGACGUACAUCCAUGAGGCAACGCAAUGCGCUGAGGCGCCGACAGAAGGUGCAAAAGGAAGAAAGGACUUGUACUAACACAGAGAAUGUGACCCCCUACAUAGGUGAGGAUAUAUAUGAUUACCCCCAGAUCAAAGUAGAUGAUCUUUCUUCUUCUCCAGCUUCUUCACCAGAAAGGAAUUUAGCCAACAAAGAAGUUCUGAAAGAAAGGACCUCUCCUUGUUCAGACAAUGAAUCAGUGGAGAGAAAGAUUUAUAAAGCCUACAAAUGGCUGCAUUAUUCUUACAUAUCAUAUUCAGCUAAUAAAGAUGGUGAAUCCUCCAGAGGAGAUGUGGUGAAUGAUGAAGGGAAACCAGGAACUAGUGGAAGGCACAAUACAGCACACUCGCUAAAUAAGGAAGAUGCCAGGAACUUGAGUUCAGCAGUUCCUCAAGGUUCCCCAGUUCUUUCUACUGAAAACCACAACAAAGAAACUUUAAAAGAAUGCGGUUUGGUGGAAAAUUCUAGUAAUGGUCAAACUCAUGAAUGUGACAAUCAGCGGUGGAUGGAGGGUCAAGAAAAUGCAUCUGAAGACACUACCAGUGGAGGUACGGAGCGUUCUUUUGAGACUAAAAAGCUCAAUGGAAAAGCUAACUGCAAAGGGCUAAAUAGUUGUACUGAAGAAGCUUGCAUUCAGACUGCAGGACUUGUGGAACAGAAAAAUAGUCAGAACUGUCAACCAGCAUCAAGCCAUCACUCACUGGUCCCUCCGUUCUCUGCUGUUGCCAUCUGCAGCUUGUCAGGUCACUGCUCCAGAAACCAGACUGAUGACAGUGAGGAAAGGAGCCUCGACGCUUCCUGUGUUAACCACAAUAACGGCCACUUGCAUCUUCGCCCUUCAUGCUUCAGCAAUGGACAGAGUUUUGGAGAACAGGAGGCUGUGAUUCAAGGACUACAGGUGCACUCAAAUACUGAUAAUGGCAACCUUGAGCAGAUGGUUGUGACCUUGCACAAAGACUGCUGCCUGUCUGAAAUGGACUCCAACAGCUACAAUGUGAGCACAAGAGAGGAUACUGCUGACUUGCAUCCUGCAGGCAGUGAGAGCGCUCAGUCUCGUGGAGGACUGAAAAGACACAGAACGGAGCUGGAAGAUGCAGAUUCAGAGAAAUCAUCCUUAGAAAAGAAGUUAAAAACAUGAUAAAUGCAAAUGUCUGUCGUAGUGUGCACUCUCUCUCAAAAAAAAAAAAAAAAGAAAAAGGAAAGUAUUAAAGGCACAUAGAGCUUGGAUCUGAAACAUUGCGUUUGAUUCUCCAUUCCAUUCUUCAGUGGGUCUGUUUUAGAUUGCCAAUGGUUCAUGCUGUAUAAAAAUCCAACUUACUCCUUAAUGAGACUGAGUCUAGUGUACCCAUACAAGGUUCUGUUUAAAGUAAAUCCUUAUUAAGACGGUUGACUGAA